Struthio camelus australis is the source of this 1560-nucleotide messenger RNA. The record is from RefSeq and is a predicted model, not a curated record. Lineage: Eukaryota; Metazoa; Chordata; Aves; Struthioniformes; Struthionidae.
CCUGUCUCCAGAAGAUCAGUGCAAAGCUUAGACAACCUUUGGGAACUCUCCUUCAGGAAAGAACCUAACAAGCCAGUGCGCUCAUUUAAACCUGUCACUUCUGGGAGCUUUGUGAACAAUGGUACUGGAUCUGAAGAUAUCAAGGUCUUGGUGCAUUUUAUUCCUUGGUGGUUGGCUGGCAUUGUCACACGGAGCUGAUAAUCCAGGGGCUAUCAUCAAGAUUGAUAUUGGAACGAUUGAUCAUGCGGUCUCCACUGCAUUGACUGAGAAUGAUGUUCUUCGGAAAAUGGCAGAGGAAGCAACAAAAAAAAAGCCAAACAGCAAACUCAUCAAAGGUAUCUCAGGGGUAAAAGUGAAAGAUAUCCAUCCCCCUGUGAUAACAUUGACACUCUCACCAGGAACGGGGCUUUUCAUGGCUGUGCUAGUCCAAAUGACCAUUGCUGGGAAAAGCUUUUUAGGAGGAAACUUGGAAAUCAAAGUGGCAGCAAACUUGACUGCAAACAACAGGCUUUCACAGACUGCUUUGGGCAUCCCCAAGUUCAGCUCCGAAAACUGCCACGUUUCUCUUAUUAGUGUUAAAACCAACCUCCCUAGCAGCGUGCUGCCUAAAGUCCUGAACAAGUUUCUGGAUAGCACUCUUCAGAAAGUGCUGCCAGGUCUGCUAUGUCCAGCUGUGGAUGCGGUGCUCGGCCUUGUGAAUGCAAAAUUGACCACCAUGACCUCUGAGAUCUCUCUCGGAACUGCUGGGACCCUCAGAUAUGCUUUGCUGAAUCCACCAACAACAAGUGAAACUUUCAUACAGUUGGAUUUAAAGACCAUUCUCCACCAAAAAGAGGGAGAUGAGCUUGACCUUCCCACAGACCAGCCGCCUCUUACUUCUCUGCCACCAAAGAAAGAAGCUGCUACCCAGCUCAUCCUGUCUGCAAAUUUCUUGAGUACGGAGCUCCGUAUUAUGCAGGCGUCCUUCAGCCUGGACAUCAGGGAUAACAUGGUUCUUGGGCUUCUCCCACUGGUGACAUCGAUGCUCGGAGCCCUCAUCCCCGAGAUUUCCAGGGCGCUGCCUCCAUCACAGCCACUGGUGAUUGAACUGAGAGAAGCAAAACCACCCCUGGUGACAAUAACCCCGGAAGCAAGCUUCGCGCACUUCUUCAGCACAGCCGAGUUUCUAGUUUCCCCCUUGGACUCUGCUCCUGAAUCCCUCUUCAUCCUGGACGUUCACAGUGACCUGAAAGCACGGUUUGCUGUUAGAGGAGAAAAGCUGUGCAUCUCCCUCGCUCUGGACAGUUUAUCUAAAAUGGCCUUGGCUUCUUCAUCCAUUGGCACGUUUGAUGAGCUGCCGCUGAAAGGGAUUUUGGCAAAUGUUAUUCAUGUGGCUUAUGUGCCAUCCAUCAACGAGGCACUGCAAGGAGGGAUCCCGCUGCCCAAUCUGCUGGGCAUUAAAUACCGGCAGGCUGAAAUUAGCAAGUCUGAGAACGCUCUGGUGCUGAAUGUGCCUGCCGCAGAAACCUGACGUGAGAGGUACGGCUGCUCCCUGCUGCUGCGGCGAAGAGUGAGCAAAAA